AUGCAAUUUGACAAAGUUCUGACCGCGAUAGUGGACGCGAAGGCUGCCGCGAGGCAGGACUUGGAGGAGACCAAGCAGAAGAAAGCCGACGAGGCGGCCUCGCAAUCCGCAAUGGGGAUGUGGGCCAUCAACCAGGGCAACGCCCGAUGCGGGCCGGGCGCGAAGGCUACAUCAUUCGAAGAAGCUGUUGCCGCCGACAACAUCGCGUUGGGUUCCCGCUCCGGUGCAGUGGACGGUGGCCGUGCCAGCGGUCGGGUGAGUCCGGCCAGCAGCAUCGGGGGGGCGAGGCCCGCGUCGGAGGCUUCGGCGGGUGGCGCUGCCAGCGGUCGAUCGAGUCCGACCAUGAGUUCGGGCGGGCUAGACGACGACUUAUCGCCCGCGGAGAGCGGGCCAUCGAGGAAGUUUCCAACGCUUGGCGAAUUGGUGAAGCACAUGGGGUCGCUGAGCAUUCCGACGCUUGCGCAAAGUGCCGGGGUCACCACGGAGGAGGCGGACUACUUCCUCAACACGGGCUUCACGCCCGACGAAGUUCAGCCGGAAAGGGCCGUGGCCAUGAUGGUUACGAAGCGGGUGGCGAGGUUGUUGGUGCUUGGCGCCGGCGUGACGAACUCCGGGCUGUCCGCCGCCGGUCAGACAUCCAUCCCCACUGGUUGGGGUUGCUGUUGCUGCAGUUGCUAGGGCAUGCGUUGCAUGUGUUGUU
Ectocarpus sp. CCAP 1310/34 is the source of this 700-nucleotide messenger RNA. The record is from the annotation of a GenBank genome assembly. NCBI's taxonomy places the organism in Eukaryota, Phaeophyceae, Ectocarpales, Ectocarpaceae.